Cantharellus anzutake is the source of this 1649-nucleotide messenger RNA. RefSeq lists its product as uncharacterized. The transcript is spliced from 7 exons. NCBI's taxonomy places the organism in Eukaryota, Fungi, Basidiomycota, Agaricomycetes, Cantharellales, Hydnaceae. Gene Ontology annotation, molecular function: fatty-acyl-CoA binding. The record is from RefSeq and is a predicted model, not a curated record. Bases 263 to 1495 code for a protein of 410 amino acids.
GUUGAGGUACGCAGGGCUUAACAUAUGGAUUCCAAUAGACUUAUAGAUGCACAAUUUGACCGGGCUGUCGAAAUCGUGCAGGGCCUACCGAAAACUGGCCCCAUCCAAACUGGCUAUGAAGAGAAACUGGCACUGUACAGGUGAGUGAGUCAUCGUGGAGAUGCAUAAGUGUACUGGCACCAUCUAAGCAUGGUUCCGCGGGGAGCGCUGUAGUCUGUAUAAACAAGCUACGGUUGGGAAUGUAAAGCAAUCUCGACCAGGCAUGUGGGAUAUGCUCGGACGAGCCAAGUGGGAUGCUUGGGCCAGACAAAAGGAUCUCGGUUCUGCUGAGGCAAAGUGGCACUACGUCGAGACUCUUCAAAAGAUCUUGAGAAAGUACCCCGAGUCCACGACAGCCCGGGAUCUCAGCAAUGAGCUGGCGUCCUUCAGUGGGGAUCCUUCCAAUCUUGUCAUCAGCGCUCGCACUUCAGCUCAGGAACGUGAGUCUUCUUCUUCGGCAGGGUCAGAGUCCGACGAUGAAGAGGAACAAGUCAUUCGCCACCAAUUUAUGCCGCAAUACCCUCGCGACGACGCACAGUCUACCUGGAGAUCCAUCCCUCAAGAAUCAUCCGAAGAGGAUGGGAAUGUCUCAGAAGAUGGCCCCAAACCCAUUGGUCUCCCCCGCCCGACGUCUGCUAUCUCCUCCCAACAACGAUACCGCACUCCCUUAGGAGGCAUGUCAAGCGGUAUGCCCGUUUCAUACUCCCCAGCCAUCCCACCACCGAACGUCGGCGCCAAUUUCCCGAUACAGCAACCUCUUCCUCGAUACUCUACCCCUUCCGCGUUUUCACCCACAGUUCCGGAGGAAUCGGUUGGAACCGGAACACCUAGCAUUCCGUCAUCUUUCCCAACAACGAAUACCAAUUCAUAUGUGCCUGUCCACCCUCAGCAGCACAUCCAACCCUACUCGUUUCGGGCCCCGCUCCAACAUCCCGGAACUGGUCCACGGACACCGCUUGGUAUGCGUCGACCCAGUUCUGCGCGACCACAGCUUGAGCGGGCCGUGGAGUCAGUUCAGUCAUCCCUUGCUGCUCUUCGGGAGCGUGUGGACACCCUUGAAGGUUCACAUUCCAAUACAUCUCUCUUGCCAGGCAGUCCAUCUCCUGUUGGAAAUCAAAUCAACCACCAUAAUCUAUCCGCCUCGCUACACUGGGACCCAAGCGAGAUGGGUCUCUGGUCUGUUAUCCUCGUUCCACUCUCGAAGAUCUUCUCGAAACUUCAAUAUCUCUUACUCAUUCUCCUCACCCCACCUCCCAAAAUGCGUGGCAACACAUUACGAUCCCUGACGAGGCGGAUCGUUCUGGAUGCAACGUUCAUGUGGGCCUUGUUUCUGGUGCUUCGUUCCGUUUGGAGAAAGACAGGAAUACGAAGACGCGAAGUGAACCGGGCAUUGAAGCUCGUGAUAAUUGCCCUGUUAGGUCGGAGGGAGAGAAUCAUGGUGGAUAAAGGCGUCUGAUGUACCGUCCUCAUUUUGAAUCAAUCUAUCGGAAUCUUGUCACUCAUUAUGUUACACCGAUUCGCCGAUUAUGCUCCGCUUUUCAUUUUGAUUCAGGAUUUAUGCGGGUAUUAAUUAAUCAUGCUACAAUACUUAAGGACCAGCCAUGCAGUCG